Symbiodinium necroappetens is the source of this 831-nucleotide messenger RNA. NCBI's taxonomy places the organism in Eukaryota, Dinophyceae, Suessiales, Symbiodiniaceae. The record is from the annotation of a GenBank genome assembly.
AUGAGUCACAUGUCGCUUUUUGCUGGGCAAGAAGACAUCCAGGUGCCGCUCCAGAAACUGGCGUUGUGGAAAGUGACCAAGCUGCUCAUGCCACGGCUGUGCCCAUCGGAGCUGGCCACUGCAUCCAUGGCGGCCAGUGUUCUUGUGGAAGAGCGGGCCAAGGUGGAGGUCCAGCUAGCUCUCCACAAAGCGGCCGAGAAACACCAUCUUGACAGCGACCACCUUGCCUUCGGCCAGAACCCUCAGGGUCUCUUUGCUGCCAAAAGCAUUCGCAAGACCAUUCGCUUGAUUCCAUUAGGCACGGUGAACAAGGCGAAGUCCAACAAGGACACGAAGCUCACAAUUCACCAUGCGGGACUCAGCUGGACCAUUGGGCCAUUCCGCCAGAAUCUGCACUUCGAAGAAGACAGCCCAGCCUGCUUGGUUCCAUACUUUUGGUGCAAGCCCACCAGCGAGGCCGAUGAGGCCAGCAUGGUCUUUUCCAGCAUCGUCGAGUCAGGGAUCACCAUUCCAUGCUUGGAAAACCCAGAGCCGCUGCAGCAGCACCAACAGCUCCAGUACCUGGCCGCGAUUGCCGAGGUCUCCGAAGAAGCCCAGCCCGAGCAUGCCCAGGCAUCCGAAGCAUCGGGGCCGUCGGAGCCCAAGGCGAAGGCGAAGACCAAGGCGAAGGCCAAGGCCAAGGCCAAGGGGACAGAGACGUCGGAGGACCUGGCUUCCGACAGAGCCUUCAAGUUUUGGUUACGAGCCCAAAAGGCCGCUGUGGAUCCAGACCAGGGCUGCAAUGGCGAGCUGGCCACAGUCAUCGACCAGCUUCUGGCGGAGGAGCCAUGA